AUGAGGGUGGAACUAGGGAAAGUCCCUGAUGGUAUAUUCCUGAAGGACCCAACGACGUAUGGCAAUUUAUUCCACAAAUACAAAUGGCCUGAAGUUCAGAGACAUCUGGAAGUGCACAAGAUGGAAUUAACAGAAAUCAUUAACCAGAACGUGGAGCUUAGAAUACACGAGAUUGAAAAUAACUGCACUGACAACAUCAAAAUAGAAAGGGCACUGUUUGAAAACGUCGAAACCAACGUUUUCUCUACUUGGUCUGCUAAAGGUAUGCCUGAUGAAGAUGUUUUCUACGAUGUCAUUAUCAAUUAUGAGGGAAGUCAAUUCAAGUAUCAAAAUAAAUGGAGAGAUAGCUCUUUGAAAAGUAAAUUCGUGAACUUCGGCAAAUCCAUCAAUGGAAUCCUGUUUCUGAAGCCCGGACAAACUUUUGUCAAGAAAUUGACCGCUACAAAAACUGUAUUUGUACUAAAAAUUGAUUAUAGAGCAAGAAUGAUUGGCAAUAUUAUUGGUGAUUAUGAAAAUUUGUACGGAAAAUACCACUUCUGGUCUCCUACUAUUGAAAAUAUCAUGCGGGCUGGUAAAAUUCCGAACGAAAUAAUGACGAGUGAGAAAAUUGAAAUACGGUGCUUUACUGAUCCAAAACUGGAGAUAUUUGAUAAGGAUACCGGGCAAGCAAUGCCUCUAAGGAAGAAAAGGAGGCUGUUCUGGAAAUCAAAACCAAGAUUUACGUGGUGA
Ostrinia nubilalis (European corn borer) is the source of this 729-nucleotide messenger RNA. RefSeq lists its product as uncharacterized. The transcript has a single exon. NCBI's taxonomy places the organism in Eukaryota, Metazoa, Arthropoda, Insecta, Lepidoptera, Crambidae. The record is from RefSeq and is a predicted model, not a curated record. The coding region runs from base 1 to 729 and encodes 242 amino acids.